Topomyia yanbarensis is the source of this 1507-nucleotide messenger RNA. Its product is annotated as SERPINE1 mRNA-binding protein 1-like. Gene Ontology annotation, molecular function: RNA binding. The coding region runs from base 173 to 1399 and encodes 408 amino acids. NCBI's taxonomy places the organism in Eukaryota, Metazoa, Arthropoda, Insecta, Diptera, Culicidae. The record is from RefSeq and is a predicted model, not a curated record. Gene Ontology annotation, cellular component: nucleus; cytoplasm. The transcript is spliced from 2 exons.
GAUUGUUUCGGAAGAAACAGUGAAUGUCGACUGAAGGUUACAAGUGUCAUGCAAAAGAAGGAAAAUUUUCAUUUUUAAUUAAAAAUUGUGUUGCUGAAAGUGUGUGGUAUUAUGUUCCCCGUUUGUUAACUGUACGAAUGCUAAAUCGAACUAAGUGAAGAAGUAUUACAAAAUGGAGAACACUUCCUAUGGAAUAAAUGUGGCUAAUCGAUAUGAACUUUUCUCUAUCGAUGAUGAAGGGGAUGAAUUGUUUGUCACAAUAACUCAGAACAAACAGAAAAUCCAGAGGAAACAACCUUCAGUUGCAGAAAAUGCUAUAAAACCUGUGUCGAAAAAUGCUAGAAACGCGGAAAAGGAAAAUAAAACGACACAAAAAAUAAAUAACGAGAAUAACUAUCUUGAGAAAUCGGAUGGAAAAAAGUCGGCAGGGGUUUAUAAUUUAUAUAAUCAACGUGGUGAGAAACCUACAAUCAAGGAAACUCAGAAGGAUAAUAUCCGUACACGUGACGACGGAAACAAGUACAACUAUACUGGGAAACAUUCUGAAAGAAAAGUCAAAAUUAACAUGGUAGUGUCAGAACAGCAUGAGGACAAGAAUAGAAAAUCUCGCGAGACUCACAAUGACGAAAAUGUUCAACGCAAGUCUCAGAACGGUAAUAAGCGUUUAGAAAUUCGCGGAAAACGGGAGUUUGACCGACAAUCAGGAUCCAAUAAGACAGGUAUAAAACCAGUAGAAAAGCGCGAUGGAACAGGAUCGCAUAAUUGGGGCAGUGUGAAGGUAGAUGCAAAAGAGUUUAACAAUUAUCAAGAUGGUUAUAUGCCACAAGAUUCUGAGGAUGGUAAGGGGACCGUUUCCGAACAGGACAAGGAUGAGCAUUCCGAUGUACCAGAUAGUAAAUUGCCCAUUGAAGAUAUUCUGAAAGAAAUGACUCUAGACGAGUGGAAAGCUCAAGUUGCUGCUAUUAGAUCCAAACCGCAAUAUAAUCUCAGAAAAGCUGGUGAAGGCGAGAAUGCAGCGCAGUGGGAGAAAAUGGUGGCUUUGAAUAAAAAGAAGGCAGAAAUCGAAGCUGACGAAGAAAAUGAAAUCCAGAAAGUUGGCAAAUCUAAGCAAGUUCUUGAAAUUGAAGUUCACUUUAAUGAUGGGCGGCGUGGUGGAUUGAUUGGUCGCUCUAGAGGGCGUGGCGGAAAGGGUAUCAGAAGCACUGGAAAACGUGAAAACGAAAGGAAAGAUGCUGUAGACGCACGUGAAGGAGACAUGGAAAAACGUGAGCGACGCAGUCGUUUACCCCAAUCAAAUGAUGCAAAUUUUGGUAACCACAAACAUUUAAAACAAAGUUCCCGUUUCAAAAACACCGCUCCCAAAGUAGACGAUGAACACGAUUUUCCAUCACUAGGUUAGUAAUUAAUAACUAACGUUUUUACGAACCAUGUUUCGUAAGCAGUUGCUUUAUUUCUCAUUAGUUUUAUAUUGGAAUAUUGCAAACAUACCAAUAAAGUAAAACAAAUA